ACCAAAAACACACAGACACAUAGACUCACGGCCAAAGUUAAACGUCAGGAAGAAAACGGGAGAAAGCGCAUGUAUCGGAAUUUUUUUAGUUGAUACGCAACAUUCGAUGAAAACGGUUCCUAAAAGCGCUCUAAAGCGCGUCCUAACGCGUUUCGUGUGGCACAUCCCAAAUUAGUGGUGUUGGUGUUUUGUUGUUGGUUCCAGUGCCAGAAAAGAAAGAAAAUGAUGCAAGCAAUCUAAGGAAUAAUGUGAAGAAUUAUAAAAUUCCACGAAUUGAGCAAAUGAAAAAUGUAAAUUAAAGUGUAUAAAAAUGAAACGAAAGUGAUGAAGAAAGAAAAAUAAACAUGAAAGAACGCAAGAAAGUGAAAGAAAAAACAAAAAACAUGACCAUAAAACAACAAACAAUGUUUUAAAUCCAAACCAAAAAAUAAUAACCCCCAAAGGACAAAAUCAAUCAUUUGUGUAACUACGCCACUGUUUCCCAUCAACCGGCAACAUAACGGAGUCUAAUCCUUGUCUCUGUUUGGGCGAGUGCGGGGCGCAAUUGAAAUCGUUCAGAAUGUUUGGUUGUAUUUAUCAAUUAUGGGAUUGGUUAGAAGCGCCCCCGCUGUUUUCAGCGGCCACCAUGGACGCCAAGAAAUUGCAACAGCUACAACAAUCACAAAAUGUUCAAAAGAAAAUACCAUUGGCCUAUCAAACUAACAUAGCCGACUAUCGGACCGCCACCCAUUCACCAGUCUUCCAGCAGCAACAACAACAGCAUCAUCAUCAACAGCAACAUGGCAACUAUCACAUGUCCAGUGCUCAUAUGAACAGUGGUAGUGCCGGUCAUUAUCAGCAAAGUCCCACAACAACUUCAUCGAGUGGUGGCGGACCGCUCUCACCCAUUGACAUCCAGCCACAGGCCAGCAAAUUGCUGCUGAAGCAUCAAUUGCAAAAUUCUGGCAGCGGUGGCAGUUCCAUUCAAAGUUCACCAUAUCAUCAGGCCUCGAUAUCAUCGGGCUAUCCCACCAGCAGUGGUGGCGGCACGGAUCAGCUGUAUCAAUCUCCACCGGAGCGUACAUAUAUGCAAGCUGCCGGCCGAUUGGGAUCAAGCAAUGCAACGUCGAUGGCCUUGCAGCAGCAAUAUCAGCAAAUGCAACAGGCUAAGUUACAGGCCCAGAUAGCUUCCCAAAAUGAGGCCAUACAACAACAGCAACAGAGAAAUUUUGCCAUGCGUCAAGCCAUGAAUUCAGCUGUGCCACAGGGUCACUAUCACAUGUCACAACAACAGCAGCAGCAGCAACAACAGUCAACGGCAUCACAACAACAGCAUCGGGCACCACCAUCUUCAUUGAAUUUAACCAAUCAAUUUCAGCCAGCCUCAGGACCCCUGAAGGUCAAUCAGCAAAAUUCACAAAAAUCCUCCCAGCAAUAUCAGCAACAACAACAGCAGCAGCAACAGCAACAACAACAACAGCAGCAGCAGCAGCAGGAACAAAUCUAUGGUCAUCACCAACACUCCCAACACUCAGCCCAGCCAGUGUUCCAACAAAUGCAUCAUCAUGCCUUGCAACAUCGUUCCAAAUCCGACUUACAAACACCCGGCAGCAAUGACCAGAGUCCAAUCUACAUCCAACAAAAUCAUCCUGGCCAUGUGGUCAAUCAGGCAGUGCAAACACAAAUAUCCACAGUGGCCAAGGCCACAACCAUAACAAAAACACCCAGCUCAGAAGAUUCCUCAUCGGCCUCGGCCAAAAGUCCCACACAUGCUCCAUUGGAUCGCAAAAAAUCAGCUGGCAGCUCUAACUCUCAAGCGCAGGCUUUGAAAUCGCCCAUAACCAAGAGGCCACCCAACUCGCCGGUUACCAUUUCUGGUUGGCUGUACAAACAGGGAUCGGAUGGCCUUAAGGUCUGGCGCAAACGUUGGUUUGUAUUGGCCGAAUACUGUCUCUACUACUACAAAAGUCCCGACGAGGAAAAAGUCUUGGGUUCGAUUCUCUUGCCCUCCUACAAGGUGUCGGCCUGCUUGCCAGAGGAUAAGAUCUAUCGGAAAUUUGCUUUCAAAUGUGAGCAUCAAAACAUGCGCACCUAUUGGUUGGCAGCCGAAAAUGCCGAGUCCAUGGUUCAAUGGGUUAGGGCUUUAAGUGCCGCCACCAUGAUGCAAGCCCAUGGCAGUGCCGGGGAUUCAUCGGAACAUCCCAGUGGUUCAUCGUCGGUCAAUCACAGUGGUGAAAAUUCCGAUUCUGGUAUUAAUACCCUACAAAGUAAAAUGUCUGGCCAGGGCCAGGUAACACCAGCUUCAGAUAAUGGCGGUGGUGUUACGGCAUCCAGCAGCAAUAGCGGAGGAGGAGCUCAGCCUUUGUAUGCCAAUGCUCCACCCAAACCAAGGCGCAUUACAGACGGUGGUUAUUCCUCACCAUCUCCCGAACAUUCAGUCGAUAAUGAACGUACCCGAUCGAGUCAACCACAAACGACUAGUCGCCGAAGCGGUAUCAUGUCACCCACAUUGCAACAAAUGCAACAACAUCAAUAUCAACAGCAGCAGCAACAACAACAACAACAACGAUCACAACACCAUGCCAUUUAUGACACCCGAACGGGUAAUGUUUCAUCAGCCAUACGUAUACCCCAGGGCCAGGCGAACUACAAUUUGGAUAAUCUGGAAUCCCAAUAUCAACAACAACUAACACUGAGUCCCGAAGAGUAUCCCUCCUCGCCCCUCGGCAGUCCUUCCCAGUAUAUGGAUGCUCAAAUGGAGCAGCAAAUUAUGCAGCUGCAACAACAACGUAUGGCCGUCGAUGAUAUCUAUGGCGAACGUGAAUUGUAUAUGCAACGUUUAAUUCAGCAACGUUAUCCUCCAAACAUGGCCGGUUACGGAGCUGCGGAGCGUAGAACUCCCGAUGCUUAUGGCCGUUCGAAGAAUCGUCUAUUCUCCGACUAUGAAGAUAUUUAUAAUUUGACAGCGGCUGAGACAGCAGCCCAGGCAGCUCUACUACAGGAGGCGGCGAGUUAUCGCCGACCAUUGUCACCGCCCAGCUAUGAAGAUAAUAAAUAUUUGCCAACAGUUCCAUCUCGCUACACACCCAAUCAUUUGGAGCUCUCCGCUGUCGGUAGCAAUCUUAAUUUACGCUCCAGACCUACAGCCGGCCUGGUAAGACCACACUCCGCUGAUUUCCUGGAAUAUGAAGCCCGUGCUGAGGCCGCCUCUGAUGCUGCUGCUGUUGCAGCUGCUACAGCAAUGAUCAAACCUGAUCCAGUUCGAGCCCCUCGUCCCAAGUCAAGUUUGGACAUCAAUCGCACCCCCGAUAGUUUCUACUAUUCCGAAGAGAACUAUGCCGAGAAAAUGCGCAAGAGUGCAUUGUAUUUGCAAAAUCCACAAGCCCAACCGCAACCGGCGGCUGGGUCAUACCGCAUGGCAACAGGCUCUACCGAUUUCCUUAGCCCUGUGGCCAGCGGCAUGAAUACCAUUGCCUAUGAGAAUCCAUACGAGCGGAUCUAUAAGCGUAACGAAUUGUUGCAAGAUGCUUUAGGUAAUCAAGCAGGUCAUACUAGCAUACCACGUAUGAGUCGUUCACAGACCAUGGGCAAUGGGGCCCAGAUUCGUUCAUCAUCCACUCACCCACAUCAUCCACUUUCACCAACGGGCACAACAUAUCCGCAACAGCCACCACCGCUGCAUACGCCAUUACUUUCAUCCGGUCUCACGACACAAGAAAUUAUCCAACAAAAUGAACAGUUCCUACGUUCAGCUAGUGCUCGCUUACCUAAACGUUCAUCCACAUUUGAUGAUGAACCACUAUCUACGACCACAACCACUACAACACCAACCUCUCCUCCUCCUCCAUCCACAGGCACAACAGCAGCAACAACUCCAACUGCAAAUGGCAGCAACUCGGCUGCCGCCACCUCGGCCCACUUGGAGGGCGAGCGUAAGCGAGAAGAGUCCAUGAAACGUUUGCUGGAAUGGAAGCAACGUAUGCUGCAAUCACCAUUAACACGUAAAUCAGCCCAGCAUGUUUCGAAUUCGGCCAGUGCAGCCACACUGGUAGGCCAGAAGACAAAUGGCAGUUCGGCCACGUCCAGCGCUGCCACUAAAUUGGGCAGCAAUAAUGAUGGCAAUGGCAAGCCUAGUUCCAGUUCAAAUUUAACUGCUAUGUCUAAAUUGGGAAGCAAUCCCAACAUCCUGUUAACCUCGACCACUGUGGCCAGUGGCAUCCAUCUGGGUGGUGGUGGGCCAAAAGGUAGUACAAGCAUGGCUGGUGGCAGCACAGCUGGUAUUAUACAACGUCGACGCUCGGAAAGUCAGGCCAUAAGUGGUACGACAGCAACGGCAGCUGGUUAUAAUUCCUAUUCCUCGGAUGAUGAAGCAUCCAUAUCGGUGCGCAAUGUCAAAAACUUACCCAUUGGAAAUCUAACGGUAAAACCAGAUCCAUCGGAUACCCUGUUGCAUCGCCAAAUGGACCUCUACGAUUAUGAACAAAUGCAGCAAUUGGAAAAUUCCUACUAUGGCACCUCGCAGGACAUGAAAUAUGCCAAGACGACAAUGUUAAAUGAUCGUAGCCUGGGCGGUCUAGGUGGUACUUUAAGUGGUAGCAGCUAUGGCAUUGGUGGUGGUGGCGGCGGCGUCGGCGGUGGUUAUCUGACCUCAACCCCACUGCAUGCUAGCAAUAGUAACAUUGGUUUAGGCCUUGAUUAUUUGGGUAAUCUCGAUACAACGGCGGGACAUAAUAUUUAUGACAUGCAUAAUCAGUACCAGCAACAAUUACAUCGCAUGUACCAACAGCAACAGUUGCAGCAACAAAUGGCCUCGGCUGCAUAUCCGAUGCGACGCUAUGGCAGUCGUGCUGAAAUUGAUAUUUUAGAGCGUGAAACAAGUUCACAAAUAAGGAACUUGGAUGUUUCUGCUGGCGAUUUAUUGAGUCGAACCCAUGAAGAAUUGGUUUUAUUGCUCAUACAGUUGAGACGUCAAAACAGCAAUACAGCUCGAGCCAUUGAGCAGUGUUGUUCUGAUAUUCACGAUGUUCAGAACCGUUUGCUAACUGCUGAAGGCUUAACACGAGCUGAAAGCAUACAGCGUCUGGAUUAUUUGAAACAACAUUUGCUUGACUUGGAAAGACAAUAUGAAAAGAGUAAACCACUGGUAAACCUAGUCGACAAUAUGGUUAAAUUGGGUUCUCUAUAUCGCAACGAUGCUUUGGGUAGAACAUCAACAACAGCAAUAACACCACGAACCGAUCCAGUGUCAUUGGAACGUUUGGAAUUCAAUCAGAGAAUACAAGAGAAACGUUUGCUGCAGGAGGAACAACAACAAUGGGAUCGUUUGGAACCGGAUAAUAAUGAAUUACAGUCGAAAGUUGCUCAACUUUAUCAUUUAGAUCAAUUACUGCAAGAAGAAUCGGGCACUCUGCAGAGUUUACAGCGUGACAAAGAAGACUUGGAGAGGGCUCUGGGUGGAAUCAAGGCACGCAUUCAAGAUACCCGCGAAACACCCAUGGCAUUGGAGGCGGCCAAAAAGCAACAACAUUUAUUGGAACGUGAAUUAUCACGAGUCCAUCAGUUGCUGGCCGAGAAUUCUAAGGUAGCUGAGAAACUUGAAAUGACCGUAGCUGGUAAUACACGCCUCGAACAGGAACUAUUAAUUCUAAGGCAAAAACUAACCCGUGGCAGCCAAGUGAAAAUAUCCGAUACCUAUGCCAGCAAUACAACAGCCAUGUUGGAGUCCGAAUUGAAACGCGUACAGAAUCUAGUCGGUGAUAUGCAACGACAACGUCAGGAAUUGAGUCAGGCUGUAAAGCAACUAACCGAAAACUCCACUAAGUUAUAUCAGGAGAUCGGCAAUAAAGAUUACCUGAGAAAUGCAGAACCGAACAGCGGUAGCAGCAGUUCCGGAGGAAAUGGCAGCAGCUCUGGUGGAGGUAGUAUAAAAAAGCGUACCAAUUCAGGUUGCUGGUUCGAAACUGAUUUGGAUUCCAUGACAAGUGUCAAUCGUGGUCUUAGCGAUUCGAGCAUGAAUCUGUCGACACCAUUAUUUGUCGACACAAACAAUACCAGCGGCCAUUUAUUAAAUAGUUCCUCGACAUCUAGCAAAUUGAGUGAUUACAAUACCGGUGAUAGUAUGCAAAAUGAGUCACAUCGUCGCGGAGGCUCAUCUGCCGCCUCGUAUCGUUACAAUGAUUCUAGUGAUAAUCUAGAAACUAGUGGUGUGGACAGUGAUGGCUUCUUGGAAUCGAAUCCCUUUGCCAAUCUGUCACAGCAAGAAAAGCAAGAAAUAAAAACCGUACGUAUUGUUAAACGCGAAUCGGAACGUAGACAUCGUGAUCGUAGUGAACGUUCGGGUCUUAGUAAUUCGACACAAAAUCUCGAUCAAGUCAUGGAAGAAGAACAGUAUGGCCUAAUGAACGGUAGCCUGGCAGCUGCUGGUGGUAACUAUCACAGUGAAGAGUAUAAACCAAAUGAAAGAUCCAAAUCAUUGCCACGUACAUACAGCGAACCACCCAAAUCAUCCAGACAUCAUCAUCGUCAUAAGCAUGGCAGUACCAAUAGUCAUCAUAAUACUGCAUCUUCAUCGUCAUCCUCUGCCAAUAAUGCAUCUUCUUCUUCUUCAGCGGCCUAUCAUUCGACCUAUAAGAAUGACUACUAUGGCGGUCAUAAUGGUCAUGCCGCCGCGGCUGUAUCCGUAUCUAAUGGUUAUGAUAAGAAUAGUAACUAUUCCCAUCAAAAUCAUGCUGCAGCUUCGAAUAAUGGUCAUGGUUCAGCUUCUGCUCGCGAACAUUUAAAUCCUCUAGCUAAUGCCUAUUUCGCCAAACAAAUGCAACAGGGGGGUCAUUCCACAACAACUACCACUAUCGCCACAUCUUCUUCCUCUUCUUCUUCUAAUCAUCAUUAUAGCACCACUAGCACUUCUUCCCAUUCACGUCAUUCAUCUCAGAGUGCUUUGCGUCAGAAAACCGAUUCUCAGCAAAGCCUCAACAAAAGUCUUAGCGAUUUAACGCCAUCGUUCCAAAGUGAAGUGGCUAGACAAAUAAUGAAUGAAAUGUCUGCAGGCUCAGCAUCGGAGGAUACAGAGAAAAUUGUUGAAAAGGUGCCAUCACAACACAAACAUCGUCGAGCCGUUCCCAAGGAGAAGCGAAGACACUACACAGCUCCUAAUAAUGUGGUGAAUGUUAAAUCGGCCGAAAAUGGUCAUUCGGAGAAUGAUAUGAAUAAAAAUAAUACAAAUUGGCGUGCCCGUGACGAUUUAGAUAUGGAAGUGGCAUUACGUCCCCGCAUCAAUGCUCCCGAUGUUGUACGAUCAGCACUGCGACAUGGCGAAAAAAUAUCGGAAAAUACAAUUGAUAAUUUAUUAUUGGCUCCCAAUAAGAUUGUUAUACCAGAACGUUAUAUUCCUGAAACGACGCCUGAAUUAUCACCCGAAGAGAAGAAACGUAGACAAGAAAAAGUGGAAUCGAUUAAGAAGAUGCUAUCGGAAGCUCCAAUAGCUGCAAAUGACACGGCAGCUAGUCUACCACCCAGUAAAAUAAAUGAGGAAAAGAAACAACGUGAACAUCUGCUACAAAUGAAUCAAAUUUUGGCCCAGCAAGUGAUGCAAAUGAGUAAAAUAGUGGCGGAAAAAGCGAUGUCAAAAAAUGGCAAUGGCGAAAAGGAUGACGAAGGCAAUAGCCAAGAUACAAUGUCACAGCGUGGCAAUUCAGAUGAUGAUGAUGGUCGUAAAUCGGAAUCGCCUAGCGAACCACUGCCUAUACACCAGAAACGAGAUAAUUUCUAUUCAUAAAAAAAGACAACUAAACCUUUCCAUGCCUCAAUCCACUGCAAGAAAACAAAAAUAGCUCUUAUGGUCACACAAACACACAUACAUGAGUAUCAAAUACGCAACAAUUUUAAAGAAAAACAAAACCAGAAAUAUUUAUUUUAACAAUGCAGAACAGAAGCUCUGAACAAAACUACAAAAUGUAAACAAUUAAUGCAUUUAUCUUAAGUAAUGAAAUAACACAAAAGAAAACAACUACAAAAAACUGCUACGAGUAUAUAACUUGGAAUAUCAUAAUCGUUAUACUUCUACAUAUACAAAAUAUAACAAUUUCUUUAUUUUGGAAAAUAGAUUUAUUUACUAAGACUUAAUGUGAAACAAGAAUAUAUAUGCUGUAUUUAUAUUUUCUAUUAAAUGACAUUAAAUCAAUCGAAUUUUAGAAAAUCAUGUUGGAUAUUUUUUAUGUUGCACAAAAAAAUGUAAACAUUUUUCAAGAAGGCUAUUCAGUUUCUAACCAGAAUUGUUAUGCAAAAAACCUUUUCUUAAAGUGCAAUUUCAAGAGCAUUGAAUUUAUAAAAGAUAUUUUAUAAAAGUAUUAUUAGCGUAUCACAAUUGGACUAUUUUUUUUCAAAUUUAGUACGGUCCUGGCACUGAAUUAAUCGAUUUACUGACCAGAUAUCUUCUAUUCCUUUGCUGUAUUUGUAAAAAUGAAGACCAAUGUAAUUGUUAGACUAAAGUGAAUUCAGUAUUUAUUCAAUGAGUGGUAUAUCAAACUACUAGCGAGCAGAAAGUGGACUCUCAACUAAACUCGGGUGUCGGUAGGCAAAAUAUGCGUACUUCCAUAAGCAAUUAAAAAAAAAUAGCUUUGCAAUAUCAAAUAACUAAAAAAAGCCAAGUGACUUAUACCUUUUGCCGGUAUGAAAUCAUAAUGUUGGUAGCGAACAGCAAAUAUUGCAAAGCUAGAAAACAUUGAGUAUAAUCAGAAGUUAAGCCAAUGGUCGAACACUACAGUCUUAAGCAACCAACUGAUUGAAUCUUCAGCAGUAAUAUAACAAUUUUCUAAAAAUAUUGCCAUUUCGGCAGAAGGUUUUGUAGCUGCAACUACGGCGGUGUCUCAUAUCUAACUCGUAUUAACCGUUUUUUAUACCCUACAGCACAUAGUGGUAAGGGUAUUAUGUCUUUGUGCAUUUACAUGGAGAAAGAAGCGAGAUAGACCUAUAGUUAUUUAUGAGGAUUUUCAUAGAAUCACUUUCUGAGUCGAUUUAUGCUGUCAGUCCGUCCAUUUAUUCCUGUGAAUAAAAUGCAGUUUGUUUGGCCCAAAGACGAAUCCUAUUAAAAUUGGUGAUAAUCGGAUCAGAUUUAGCUAUAGCUCCCAUAUAUCUUCAAUCGACUUGGGGAUAAUUGUCCACCAAAUGGCUAAUAUAAGUCCAAAUGGCCUAUAUUUUGGUACAUCCCAUUGAAUUCAGUCUAGAAGCAAGUACAUUAAAUUUGGAUUGGUUCAGGUAUAGCUAUAGCUCCCAUAUAUAUGUCUCAUCCGAUUUGGUGUUUAAGUCCCACACAUUCGUUAUAUGCAUUCGACAACAAUGAUAUUUGGUACCAUGGUACAAUGAAGAGAAGGUAGGCCAACUUUGAAAAAAUUGCAAGUAUAGAGGUCUACCUGUUUGGCUUGUAAUGUCGGAAUUAGUAUCAAAAUAAUAAAAAAAUCAAACAACUUGUUGCAUUUAUUUUGAAUAAAUAAUUGAAAACCGCGAAAACUGAAUGAAAGGUCAACACUUCUUUUCAAAACCAGGUUCUAUAUAUCUCUAAAGGAUUAUUUCGCUACAAAAACUCUAGAUUUUGUCGAUGCAUACGAUGAAAUAAACAUUUUGAAAACAUCCGAAUUUGAAUGUUUUCUGAACAAUUUUUUUGUUAUUGAAAAAAAAAAACACAUACAUAAACAAAUAAAUAUGACAUAUCAAGCCAAGAAAAUAAAAAAAUUGAAAUCAUAUGGUAUCAUAGCCCGACCUUGAUAUCAUAGUACCAUGUUUGGUACUAGAUAUCUUAUAAAAUACGGUCUGUGCCAAAUUUUAUCGAGAUCUUUAUAGCUCCCAUAUAUAUCCUUAAUCCGAUUUCAGGUUUAUUGUGCAAAGAAUGGCUAAUAGCAGCCCUGAUGGAGUGCAUUUCGGGGCGUACGUUUCCAUUUUGUACAACUCGGCUCCGAUAUAUAUUUUUUAAUAUAAUCCUUCUCCAAGAGAUAUCAUGCAAACUAUAACUGCUCUAAAGCCAAAUGUUGAUAGGUGGUAUGAUCUACUUGAACUAAAUUAUUUUGUUACGGGAGCUCUAGUUAAUAUGCAUAAUGGUGCAGAUUAUCAUAUAGUCGGCCCCGGCCGACUUUUGACUUUUCCUUGCUGGUUUAUCUGUUCAACUUAUUUGUUAUUUUUCACAAUAAAAGUUAUGUGAGCUAAUGAAUGUAUGUGUACAUAUCUAGCCACAUUCUCUGGCGUUCAUUACAACUCACCGGUAAUUAUAAUCUUUAGAAAUGUUUUCAAAGUGAAAGGAAACCAGUGCGAUCCUUAUAAUUAAAUUUCCUGAAAUUGCAUUUAAACUGAGCACAAAUCUCCGGAUUUUGAGUUCCGAUUUCGUUCCAUCCCAACAAUAUAAAGUAUAUCCACACAUGUUUCUAACACUAAAAGCAUUGAAUAUUUCUUUCCAAAACUUAAUUGAGACUUCCUGAAACAAAAAAAUAGCGCAACAUACAUAUUUCCACACACACACAACUUACAAUCAAUGAAACCUAAGAAGAAAAAAAAAUAAAACAUGUAAAAUGAAGCUUAAUUGACUGAUAAUAUUAUUUUAAAUGAAAAUGAAGAAAACAAACCUAAAAAUCAAAGACUAAGAGAAUUAGCAUUAAUUUCUGUGUAUGAAAAUGGUCAACCAAUGAUUGCUUUUGAGAAUUGUUAUUUCCCAAAAAAAGACUAAAACAAAUUGAAGUUAAAAAUACUUUGUAAAAUUGCUACAUCUUUAUUAAAAAAGAAAUACACAAAACUGUAGCAACCAAAAAAAUUGUCAUAUGAGAAACUUAUAAAAAAAUAAAUUAUAACAAAAAUGCAUAUGAUGAGACACUUUCAAAAAUAACAACCAAACAAAACAUUUGCAAAACAAAAAUUUCAACAUAUCAUUAUAUUCAUAAAAAUUCAUUAGCGAAAUAAGUAACAUAAAACAUUUAAAAACAUAUUUAUUAACAAAUUCUUAAAGAAUACCAAAAACAGUGAAAACCCAUAAAAUAUAACUAACAACAUACAUACAUAAACUAUAUGAAUAUUUGAAUUUAUGCAAUUACAUACAGCAUACAUUUAUCAUAUACAUAUAUAUAAACGAACCUACAUUUACAAAAAAUGUAAUUGUUGUUGAUUCUUUUUGAAAGAAAAAAAAAAGAAGAAAAACUUUGAACAGUAAUGAAAAAACAAAACGUAUUGAAACGAACGACUAAACAAUCCUAUUUGAGAUAUCCUAACAUAAAGUAAAAAGUUUUAGAUACAACAAAUAUAUAUUGGAAAGAAAUUAAAAUAACGUAUUCUUUAGUAGCAAUUAGGCAAACAAAAUUAGUCCGAAAAUUUAUUUACUUAUACUUUCCGGGAGUUAUUUUAAUAAUUUGUUUAAAGGUGGAUAUUUUUCUUAAGCCCUAAUGACAUAAUUAUGUUUUUACAUUAACGGGGAAAAUGCUAGAUUGCAGACAAAAGCGUUGGAUAUAUCACGCUUUGUCUCGGAAGCUUUGGAAGUACGUUACCUAACUAUAAUAAAAAUAUUUCAAUAAAGAGAAUAAUUGAUUCAAACCUUCUGGAUCCGUCCGACUCUUUGUUAAAAUCGCCAUAGAUUCACAAUAUAUACUACCAACAUUUUCCAAACGCAACUUAAAAAAUGAAAAACAGCAGUCGCUCAACUCAGAGUCUUCGGAUACACUGGGUUUUUAAUGGAUCAUCUAGGUCGUUUCCAUUAAAGUUGAUUUGGUCAGUAUGGUCUCAAUUAAUACAAUACUUCUAAUUUUAUAGUGUUGUUGUAGACUUUACGCAAAACUACAGGGUGAGAUAAAAAAACUGCAACAAAGUCAAACGCCAUAAUUUUUAAUUUUUUUUUAAUCGUUUGAAUGAAAGCAAAAAGCAAAAGAAACGGAUUGGUAUCCGGAGAUUUUAGUGACCAUUGUGCGAUGGAAACGAAACGAGGAAUCUCAUUCUGUAACCGUUCUCGGGUGGCGCGUGCUGAGUCCUGUUGGAAUUUCCAAGGUCUGCCUCCAAUAUGUUUGGUCAUUUUGUUUGUUUACAAACUGCUGGACAACGAAUGUUUUCUCAUCGAAGAAAAUCAAAUUCGGCACUUCACCACUUUCGGCCAAGCGAAGCAACUCUUUAGCUCUUUUGAUUCUAUUUUCUUUCUGUUGCGGUGAAAGUUCUUGCACCUUUUUGGAAUUUCAAUUGCUUUACCCCGAGCCCAUAUGUUCAGCUCACGAGCCAUUUUUCGACCACUGCGACGCGGGUUUCGAUCAAGUCGCUUCUUCACUUUUCGAACCAUAUCUGCUGAUGUUGUUGUUUUCUUCCAUCCACUUCUUUGCCGUCGGGCUACGCUACCAGUAUCACGGUAACGAGCGAUGGUGCUCUAAUGAUAGGCACUUAUGGUUUUCCAGCCAAAAUAUAAAGAAAUCACGUGAUAGUGUGAUUUCAUCACGAAAAACUUUUCUGGAAAAUUCUCACCAAAAUGCUUUUGUACGCUUGUAAACAAUACAAUGAGCUGUCACUAGAAUAAUUUUAACAGCUGUCGGACAAGUGACUUAGAAAUGACAGCAGUCUGAAUUUGGUUGCUGUUUUUCAUCUCACCCUGUAUAAAGCAACAAGAAAGGGAAAUGAACAAUAUAAAAAAGAUUAAACAUUUUUCUAGCGGUCUCUUUGGAAAUAUUUUCUCAGUAGAGGUAACAUCGUUGAAACAAAUCAUUGACAAUUCCAAUUUUGUUUAGCUGAAUUUUCUUGAAAAAGUGACUUUUUAAGAAUGUUAGAAAUCAUUGGUAGAAUGUAUGUUUGUAAGAUUUCAAAGACGUCGAUAACGAAAUGGAUUUUUUAAAAUAUGGCUCCCAAAAGAACACCUCUAUAUUCCACAACCUGUUCUUAAUUUUAAUAUAAAAAUAUUGAAAAAUCAGAACUUAAUUCCAUUUAUUCAUUCAUUUUCGCUGUCAUUCUGAAUUCAUAAAAAGGGAAUACAAAAAUUGUUUUUAUUAAUUUGACACUACCGUAAAAGCAUUUUAAAUGAUUAUGAAAAAAUACUUUUUUAUAUAAAAUUAAAAUAUAUAAUUAAAUAAAAUAUAUAUUAAUAUUUAUCUUACGAACUCCUAACAAAAUUCUUUUAACAACUACUGCAAAUUAAAACCAUUUCACUAUAAUGGGGCAAUAUAGUUUAUACAUGUUCCCAAGUACUAAAUUUAAACUUCAAAAGUGAAAAAUAUAUGAAUAGCACACAGUUCAAAGAACUGAAAUAAAAAAUAAAUUAAUAAAUAAAUAAAUAAAAAUAACAUAAACGGUGUUUUUAAAUAAACUAUUUUCAUAGAUUAUUUAAAAAUUCUGUUCCAUUAAAAUUUAAAAAAUAUACACAGCAAUUUCCAUGUACCUAUUCAAAUAAAAAAGUACUCUCAAAAUCAUGAAAAAUAUGUAAACCUCGAUUUAAAAAAAUCAAGUAUUUCAAAUUCAAAUAUCCCUAAUAAGAACCAUAAACAAUAUAAUAUAUAUUUUAUAAGUCAAUUAUUACCCUCUUUCCCAAUAAGAAACCAUUUAAGAUCACAUGAAAUCCAAUACAAAAUAAAACAAAAAUAAUAUUCAGUCAUUUAUGCCCAAAUAAAAUCUGAAAAUCAAACGCAAAUGGAAAGAAAAUUAAAAUUCCCCUAAACUAAAACCAUUAAGGGUUCUUGUAGAAUAGAAAACCCAUGGCAAUUACAUAAUAAAAUGCAAAAAAACAACGAUUAAAUAAAAUAUUUUUUUAGUUUUAAAAUUCCUUGAAUAUGUACAAAACUACAUACAUAUAUUUAUAGUAUCAACAAAUAUUAUCAUUAUAUACAUAUAUAUUUAUAUUCACAAACAAUCAGUUUAAUUUAAUUUCAUAUAUACCGGGUGUCCGAAAAUGUAUGUUUUAAAAAUGAAAGCAUCCUUAAUAUGCUGCUCACUGAAUUAAAAAUGAUACGUGUAUUGAUAUUCCCCUUCACAUCAGGACACCGUGUAUGUAAGCUAAAAAACGUUUUAUAUAGCAUAAAAUAUUGUUGUUGAAUAUGAUUUUGAAAAUAAAUAUUAUUUCCCGACAAAUAUUUUCUUUGAACACAAAGGUGCUAUAUAAACACAUAAUUUAUGUAUAUUAUUUUAUUUACAUUUAGUAUACAAAAAAUACACAAAAACAAGCCACCAUAAAAUAAUAGUCAUACAUAUAUUGUACACAUAGAAGGAGCUAUGAUUCCCUUUUAUUUUAUUUUGUUUGCCUUAUUUUAUUUUUGUUUUUUUAGAAGAAAAAAAAAAAAACAAACAAAAAACACACCCAUUUUGCCUUAUUUCAAAAAAAUAAUAAUUAUUUAAUAAUUUGUGUAAAACUUUGUUUUUAAUCUUUAAUUAUUUUUAACAUAAACAAAACGUUAAAUAUUAUUUUAAGUAUGAAAUAAACAGCAACCCUAAAUAUUAUCCAUAUAUAAAUAUAUAUAAAGACAUAAUCAUAUACUUAUAAUAUAAAUAUAAAAUGAAUAAUAACAAGAACAACAACGUUAUUCUAAAAUCCACAACAAGAAAAAAAUAACUAUGAAUAUUGUAUAUUAUAAAAAACAACAAAUACAAAAUAUUGUACGUUAAAUCAUAUUACAUUAUUAUUACAUACUAUACUACAUACAUACUAUUAUUAUACCAUUACAAAGAGACAAAACAUAAAAAACACACACACAUAAAAAUAUACUACAUAUUGUAAGUUAUUAUUAAAAACAAAAUAUAAGAAAAGAGAAAUGUUAUCAAAUAAAAUAAAAAAUAGUUGAAAAGUAUAA
Messenger RNA from Musca domestica (house fly), 14756 nucleotides. RefSeq lists its product as uncharacterized. Lineage: Eukaryota; Metazoa; Arthropoda; Insecta; Diptera; Muscidae. The coding region runs from base 560 to 7753 and encodes 2397 amino acids. The transcript has 13 exons. The record is from RefSeq and is a predicted model, not a curated record.